Molecule: messenger RNA, 1333 nt
Organism: Galeopterus variegatus (Sunda flying lemur)
Lineage: Eukaryota; Metazoa; Chordata; Mammalia; Dermoptera; Cynocephalidae
Gene: SOX17
Product: SRY (sex determining region Y)-box 17
Exons: 3
Coding region: 192-965 (257 amino acids)
Biological process (GO): vasculogenesis; heart development; angiogenesis
Molecular function (GO): DNA-binding transcription activator activity, RNA polymerase II-specific; RNA polymerase II cis-regulatory region sequence-specific DNA binding
Source: RefSeq, a predicted model, not a curated record
GGCCGGCCGGGGGCGCUGGCUACGCUGUGGGCUAGGACUGGACAGGAACGCGACCAGCGGGCUCGAGCCCAGACACCAGCGCACACAGCCCUCUGCCAUCUCCCUGCCUCGUCCCCACCCCCUCCCCCCGGGCCGGGGGAGGCGGCGUGUCCGGCAGAGGUUUCCGAGGCGCGGGGCAGGCCUGGAGCGCCAUGAGCAGCCCGGAUGCGGGAUACGCCAGUGACGACCAGAGCCAGCCCCGGAGCGCGCUGCCCGCGGUGAUGGCCGGCCUGGGCCCCUGCCCCUGGGCCGAGUCUCUGAGCCCCCUUGGGGACAUGAAGGUGAAGGGCGAGGCGGCGGCGAGCAGCGGAGCGCCGGCCGGGGCUGCGGGUCGAGCCAAGGGCGAGUCACGGAUCCGGCGACCGAUGAACGCCUUCAUGGUGUGGGCUAAGGACGAGCGCAAGCGGCUGGCGCAGCAGAACCCGGACCUGCACAACGCUGAGCUGAGCAAGAUGCUGGGCAAGUCGUGGAAGGCGCUGACGCUGGCGGAGAAGCGGCCCUUCGUGGAGGAGGCGGAGCGGCUGCGCGUGCAGCACAUGCAGGACCACCCCAACUACAAGUACCGGCCGCGGCGGCGCAAGCAGGUGAAACGGCUGAAGCGGGUGGAGGGCGGCUUUCUGCACGGCCUCGCCGAGCCGCAGGCGGCCGCCCCGGCAGCACCCGCCGGGCCGGGGCAGCCGUCGCCUCCUCCCGAGGCGCUGCCCUGCCGGGACGCCGCGGACCCCGGCCAGCCCGCCGAGCUCCUCGGGGAGAUGGACCGCACGGAAUUUGAACAGUACCUGCACUUCGUGUGCAAGCCCGAGAUGGGUCUCCCCUACCAGGGACAUGACUCUGGUGUGAAUCUCCCAGACAGCCACGGGGCCAUUUCCUCGGUGGUGUCCGAUGCCAGUUCUGCGGUAUAUUACUGCAACUAUCCUGACGUCUGACAGGUCCCGAUCAGCCCCAGCCUGCAGGCUAGAAGCAGUGUUACACACUUCCUGGAGGAGCGAAAGAAAUCCUCAGCAUCAUGUUUUGUUUUGUUUUUGAGUUGCCUCGACAUAUAAUUUAUGGUAAUUUAUUUUGUCUGCCACUUGAACAGUUGGGGGCGGGGGGAAAGUGUGGUUUAAGAUUUGUUCAGAAACUUGUUUCCCAAGUUGUGCUGUCAGAACCCCUUUUUCAACUUAUCCAGUUUUGACUGUGUCCCAGAAGAACUUGCUCCAUUUCCUGAAAAUUUAUUGAUCAAAGAAAUUUUGUCCCAGGUGUGUUUUUUCAACCUUUAAAAAAAUAAAAUCUGGAAUUCUGCUUUUCAACUCUC